CUUCAUAUCACUACUUCUCCCUCACAAUUCUCAUCUCGUACCUCCCUCUCCAUCAACCUUGUCCAUCAUCGCAUCACACAAACCACCACCGAUCUGACCCUCCAAUCACCACAACUAUUAUACCACUCCUUGCUCUCGAUCCAAGUAGACGAACACCUGGAAACUACAACCAACGACGACACUCAAGUCGCCAACACGCACGCCGAAAACCACGUUAAAGUUGCCGAUCCUUUCCCCCGUAGGACGUCGCCGCUCCUCACGACCCUAGUUCAUCGUCUCACAUCCACUAGUCUUGAUGGCGACGGCGAGGACGGAAAUCUCCGGGUGAUAGAACGACGAUUAAAUCAAGGAAACAACGACUCUAGCGACUCAAAUCUAGAUCUAGGCACGCAUACGAGGGUCAAGAGGAAUCAACCAAGUCAAGGGCCCCAACCUUCACGUUAUAACUUCUUGAAUUAAUAAGGUGCGUGGUUUGAGGGGCUAGUUAGUAUUUCGCUUUAAUUUAUCUAAUUAUGUUAUUUAAUUAAGUUAUGCUCUAUAUGUAUGUCCACGGUAAGUGUAUUUAUGUUAGUAAGCAUGUCAUUGCAUUCCAUCAUGAAGUUAUGUUUUGAGCAAGAUUAUGGACUUACGUUCCAUGUUACCAAGUUAUCAAGUAAGAACAUGUUUUUAACUACUCACUUGACUAGUGCACGCGGCUACCCUACUUCCCGUCAGGUGGAAGUCAAGUUCAGGAUUAUGUUACUUCCCGCCAGGUGGAAGUUAACAUUCAUGUUGUAAUUGUGUUACUUCCCGUCAGGUGGAAGUUACACCCAUGUUAUAUCUUCCCAUCAGGUGGAAGUUUACGUUUGGUGGCCGUUAGUGUGCUAGUUGAGUAGAGUUCGGGGCCCCCUUUCACAACGAGUAAUAAGAAUGCUAAAUUUAAGCAUGAAGC
This is a messenger RNA of Linum tenue, 931 nucleotides long. NCBI's taxonomy places the organism in Eukaryota, Viridiplantae, Streptophyta, Magnoliopsida, Malpighiales, Linaceae. The record is from the annotation of a GenBank genome assembly.